UCGAUGAGUUUCAACCCCUGUCCUGCCAGCGCCCCUCCCUCCUGGUACCCCGGCGAAGGCCUCCUAGUCACUGCAGAUAAUGUGGAGUUCUCGCUGUCCCUCGGCCGGCUUCCCCCUCGACAGAGCAAGGCCACGUGUAAGGCCAAGGGGCGCCUCCACCUCACCAACAUCCGCCUGCUUUUCAUCGCCACCAAACCAACGGCCAGCCCGGUUCCCGGCGGCCCGGAAUUUGCCUCUUUCGACGUCCCCCUGCGCGGCAUCGUGGACGUGAAAUUUAACCAACCCAUUUUUGGCGCGAACAAUCUGCAAGGCAAAGUGACGCCGGUUUCUUGCCUGGAGGCGUCGGCCCCUGUGGAAUGGAAAGCCGCUUUUAUCGCGGGGGGGACCACAGUCCUCAUCCCCACCUUGCUCCGUCUUAUGGACCAAUUGCACAGGGAGGCGCAAGGGCAGGCAAUACCAGCGCAGCAAUUGCGAACGCCCCAACAACAGCCACAUCACGGACAACCGCCGCAACCGCAACCACAUGCACCGCAGCAGCAGCAGCCCUGUGGUGAGGGAGGGAGGGAGGAAGGGGUGGAGGAAGGGAGGGAGGGAGGGGUAGAAAAGGCGAGAGGAGUGGGGAAGGAAAAGGGCAAGGAGGGGAAACGUUGCACGUGGGGGACGCUGGAAGAACACCAAGCCACAGCGACGUAUACGAAUCCGAUGCCGCACGCCUCUGCCCCUCCCCCGUCCUCUGGCUCCUCCUUCAACCCGCCAGCCUACAGCGGGUUCUCCUCAGGGCGGUGA
Nannochloropsis gaditana CCMP526 is the source of this 786-nucleotide messenger RNA. Its product is annotated as arabinogalactan protein. Gene Ontology annotation, cellular component: nucleus. Gene Ontology annotation, molecular function: chromatin DNA binding; transcription coactivator activity. Bases 4 to 786 code for a protein of 260 amino acids. Gene Ontology annotation, biological process: positive regulation of DNA-templated transcription. The transcript has 3 exons. The record is from RefSeq and is a predicted model, not a curated record.